Pogonomyrmex barbatus (red harvester ant) is the source of this 794-nucleotide messenger RNA. Its product is annotated as gem-associated protein 7. NCBI's taxonomy places the organism in Eukaryota, Metazoa, Arthropoda, Insecta, Hymenoptera, Formicidae. Gene Ontology annotation, cellular component: SMN-Sm protein complex. Gene Ontology annotation, biological process: spliceosomal snRNP assembly. The record is from RefSeq and is a predicted model, not a curated record.
UUCAUAGUGAUUCUGGCAUAGUGUUCCUUUCAGCUGAACUUUCUGUACUGUUUAUCUUUUCUUCUCUUCAUUCUCCGUUGGAGAAAAAAGGAAGAAAGUUGAACAGUGUAAAAAAAUUCAGGCUUCACGAGUUGCAUCUCGUAGCAUCAGUUUCCAAAACGAAAUAGAACAUUUCUGGAGUAAAAAAUGACUGAACAAGAGAAAACUAACUCUGAUAUAAAUACAACCGAUUUGGCAUUUGCUUCUCCGGAGAAACAAAAGGCCCGUGCGUUUUUACGCGAACGUUUUCUGCGUGUCAUUAAUGGCAUUAUCGAUAAGCCAGCGGAAUUUCAUUUGCACGAAAAUACAAAUGUAUCAGGUGAAUUCAAGGGUUGCGACAUAGAAUGUUCCAAGAUUUUCGUGAAGAACUUGGAAACACCAAUGGGAACGAUACCAGAUGCCAUCCUCCGAAGUGAUGACAUACUUUAUUUAGACAUAGACAAUAUUAAUAUCGAUCAAUGAGAGGUAGAAAGGUAUAGGAGGAAUAAACAUAACAAUAUCAGACAUGUUGUAAAAAGAAUUUAUAUCUCUUUUUAAUAUAUAAUAUUGUAUAAGCAUAAUUAUCUAUAUUUGAUAACCUAAGAUCGACGCAUAUUUAGCAUUGUAUUUAUUUCUGAAAUAAUGCGUCUCAAGUGAUCAAUUAUUUCCUUAAUGUGCCUAUUCUUUAAUACGACUUGCUGAAAAAGAAGCAAAUUUUUAUAUAUCAGAUUUUAAUGUAAGAUGUUAAUGCGUAUAAUAAUAUCUUAUUUGCUUUA